Mollisia scopiformis is the source of this 807-nucleotide messenger RNA. RefSeq lists its product as uncharacterized. The coding region runs from base 1 to 807 and encodes 268 amino acids. The transcript has a single exon. The record is from RefSeq and is a predicted model, not a curated record. Lineage: Eukaryota; Fungi; Ascomycota; Leotiomycetes; Helotiales; Mollisiaceae.
AUGUGUCGCCACUACGUUGUCAUCUACACCUGCGGGCACUUUAAAUUCGACGUCCGAUUAUGCUCCAACAGCAUCCAUUGCAACACACUAAGCAACAACAACCCGGUAUCUAUCCCAUUUCACUGUUCAGGCUGCAUUUCGGCGCCUGGCUACCCAUCUGCCGAUCAACGGUCGCUAAUGAAUCCACCCAACUCGGUUCAGCUGGCAGAAGCCACACAUUUAUGGAGUGGAUUCGGGAGACUCCUUUCCGGAGAAGACAUUGCUGACACAAACAGAGGACCGAAUGAAGAUGUUCGUCCUCGCAUCUGCUGCUCGCUCCCAAAGAAAGACGUCAGUAGACUCCGCUACUGGUUAACACUUCUACUGAAUACUCGACAAAUUCCUCAAUCCUGGGGAGCAGGCGAGCAGGUAUUUUUGGGCAAGAUCAUCGUGAAUGAAAUCCAUCGUACAAUCGUCCUCAACGCGGUCAACGAGAAGGAAGCUGAGCUCCUCGCCGUCGAGCAAGGGAAUAUUCCAUUUUUACUAACAAGGAUCGAAAUCGAAAGUCUUGAAGAAGAUAAUCGAGAAUGUUUCAUCUGCCUGGAUCAGUAUGGGCAGCGUGAAGCACCGGACGAGGAUCCGGAAGCCGCUGUCAAGUUGCCUUGUGGACAUUGUUUUGGGGAUGCUUGUAUUGGUAUUACCUUUAAGCAGCUUGAAUGGAAGUGCCCAUUCUGCCGAAGAGCGUAUUCUGAUAAAGAGUAUAGACUUGAGACUCCGGAGAUCCGCAGUCCUUGGUGGAUGGAGUGGUUGAUAAGAGCUGAAGAUUAA